Molecule: messenger RNA, 1131 nt
Organism: Colletotrichum orchidophilum
Lineage: Eukaryota; Fungi; Ascomycota; Sordariomycetes; Glomerellales; Glomerellaceae
Exons: 1
Coding region: 1-1131 (376 amino acids)
Source: RefSeq, a predicted model, not a curated record
AUGGCGUCGGCGCGGAGGAACACAACGACGAGGCGUCUGCUGAGCAUCCUGCUCCUCGCAGCACCCAUCCUCGCAAAAUACCAAAACAACUUUGACCUAUACCCAUCAGCAGCGCAACCCUGCCUCUACGCCUCCUCGGACGCGAGCAAAUGCGACGGCAACACAGUAGCAACCAUGAACAAAUGCCUCUGCAGCGACGACAAGGGCAAAUUCGUCACAAACUCGGCAACGUGUCUGGGAAAGGAGGCCAAAGACACCUUACGCACCGUCUACCAGUCCAUGAGCACCGCCUGCUCCGACUCCAAGACGCCCAUAUCCAUGACCGAGGACCAGUUCCUCAACCUCGGCGCGCAGGGCGCCACGGCGUCGCUGUCCGUGACGCUGUCGACUUCAACGACGGCCUCGCCCACCACGUUCUUGACGACUACCACGGGCGGAGCGACCGUCACGCUCAUCACCACACCGACGCCCACGACGUCAGCCGCACCAGAGGAAGACAAAGGUCUCAGCACAACCGCCAAGAUUGGCGUCGGCGUCGGUGCAGGCGUGGGAGCCAUUGCCCUCGUCUGUCUCGCAGUCUUUAUCUGGCGCAUCAAGAAGAGCCGCGACGCCCACGACGAGUCCCACCGCCCGAUGCUGGGCGGCGGCAUCGGCGCCACGGGACACAACAACCCGCAACACGGGCCUUUUACGGAAUACAGCCCACCCACCAGCAUCGCUGGGGCCGGGGCCGGGGCCGGGGCCGGCUACGCCGCUUACAACGGCGCGCAGGAAUACAAGAACGAGACGAAGCAGCAGCAGUCGGGCUGGAGACCGGUAUCGGAAGUCACGCAGACCACGAGUCCCGGAGGCCAGACGUGGGCGACGAAUUCUCCACAGCCACCGUAUGCGCAAUUCCAGUCCCAGCAGCAGCAGUCUUUGGGGGCGUGGGGACAUCACCCGCAAGCCGCGUACGUUCCUCCGCCGCAGGAGCCUCCUCAGCAGGAAGGGGUUUUUGAGCUUGCUUCGAUACCUGCGGCGUCACAGCCCGCUUCGCAGGUGCCGCAGCCGCUGCCUGGUGCUGUCGAGAUGCCGGCGACGGAGGUGCAGCCGCAACCUGCGCGCUACCAGUAUCCUUCGCAGAGGCAAUGA